AUGUCGGGAGGUGACUCUCUUGAAAGCAGCCUCAAGAGGGCUCGUGUGCUUGGGGCUUAUGAGAGUCACUGUGUGUCAUCGACUCGUGUGGCAUCCCGAGGGAUUGGAAACGCAGUUAAGAUGCCGUGGGAAGUAUCUUCUGCUUUUCUUGACAUGCCUGCUUUGCCUUCACCUUACGCCAAAGGUGGGAGCAUAGUGUCAAUGCCUGUGGGGCCGGCCGUCCCUGCAGGGCCGGUUAAGUCGUCUUCAGGAAAGCUUGAAUCACUCAGGCUUGCAGGAGUGAGGGUCCCGAAUGCACCGGGGCAGAGCUGGGAUCAAAAACUCUCCGAAGCAAGGGAGGCGGCUUUGGCAAAGUGGCUUGGGAUUCUUGAGAGGUUCCCCGAGGAUUUUGGUUUGACUUUGUCGAUUCGGUUAGACCGGGAAAAUGGACGAGAUGCCGACUUGAAGACCUCAUUGCAAGAUGUGUUUUCUCAGAAGGCGAGCGUCACAAUCUCGGGCCGUGCCGGGCCUCUAGCCAGGUACGUCAAGCAUUGCCGAGGUCACCAGGUCAAUCCUUUCCCUGUCACCGAAGCCGGGGUCUAUGCUUUCCUUCAAGACUAUGCAUCACACGAGGCGCCCACUUUCGCAAGGAGCUUCUUGAGCAGCCUUGCUUUUGCAAAGUUCACUGUGAGCUUGAAGGUGAGCGAUGAAGUCUUUAGCCCCAGGGUCCGUGGGCUGUCGUCGAAGCUAUAUCUUGACAAGAGAAAGACUCGACAGAAGCCAGCUCUUAAAGUUGAUCAUGUGCGCAAGUUGGAAGCCAUUGCAUCUGGUUCGAUCAAUCUCGAACCCGCAGAUCGGGUCGCUGCCGGCUUCUUUGUUUGGACCCUUUACGCACGAGCGAGGUACUCAGAUGCCCAGGCUGCAGGUGCAAUGACUUGCGACUUGAGUGAUACCCCAGAUGGCGUUGUGGGAUACCUUGAGGCUGCUGUUGAGCGAAGCAAAACUUCGUUUUCACUUGAAAGAAAGGUCAGGUAUUUGCACAUGUUCGCUCCCAUCCAGGGAAUAGGCGAGGUGCCCUGGGGUGUUAAGUGGUUUGAGUUCUAUAAGGUGCAUGGGCCUCCUUUGGGGACGGGUAAGCCCUUGCUUCCGAGUCCGCUCUCUGGAGGAGGGUGGCAAACGGCGCCGUUGGCGGUGGCAAGUGCCACGAAAUGGAUGAAGUCACUCUUGAUCCGUGCAGGAUGCGACAGGUCUUCUGUCGAACCGCUUGGGACGCACAGUCUCAAGGCGACGACCUUGAGUUGGAGCGCCAAAUUCGGAUUAGCCCGCGAGGUGAGGGCGGCCCUUGGUUAUCACGCCAGGGGCCGUGAUGGAACCGAGAUCAUCUAUGGGAGAGACAACAUGUCUGCUCCUGUGCGCCGGCUGCAAGAGGUCCUGCUCGAAGUGUCACGCGAAAGGUUCAUGCCGGAUGCCACCAGGUCCGGCUACUUCGUGAAGCGCUUUGGAGAGCCGGAGGGGAUGCCCAUUCCUCCUGACGAGGUUCUGUCGGAUUCUUCUUCCGAGGCCAGCGAGGAUGCCGAGGAUGUCGAUCAUGAAGCUGCGGAGGCCGCCGCCGAUGAGUUGGGGAGGCAAUGGGAGCCCGAUGCAGGCUUGCGGGCCGAGCUUGAGGCACUCACGCAUCGCAUUGUGUAUGCAUUAGAACAUGCUGACAUACUUCAUGUGACUUUUAAGCGGAUUGCUAGCCGGGUCCUUCUCCUGAAGAUGGCGAACUACUCUGAGAGCCAAUCGGUUCUGCAGUCACGAUUGAGCGUCGUGGGUUUCGCGGAAGGAGAUGUCCUGAAAAUUCUGCCUGAGGUGGGAAACUUGAGGAGGCUGGCUUUCAUUUCUUCUUUCACCCCUGGCCAGACAGACGAGGAGCCUUUGAUGAGGGUGUUGAAGGAUAUCUUGAAACGAGAUCUGACAAUCGCAGACAAGGCCAAUUGGCGUGCGGUGUACAAUGAGGCUUAUGCCAUUGUGACCGCGGAAAUGAAGCAGCGGAUCGAGAAGGCCGAUCCCGAGUCGACUGUCAGGCCAUUGUCGCAGCCUGAGAGGUCUGAGCGUUACGAGCGGCAGGCAAAGAAGCUUGUCGGAAUUUCGCUAAAGGGGCCUCUGGAGCCUGCCGAUGCACUUGUCGACCUUGCUGUGGCCUCCUACGAGGCGAAUGAGCUCAGGUACAUUCCGUGGGACCGGUGUGUGUCAAAGGAAGCUGAAUUGGCUGGCGAGAAGAAGCGAGAUGUUAGGUUCACGGUCGAAGAGUCCUCUGGCAAGCUUCGGAUUGAGCAUAAGCAGCCUGACUUGGUUGCGGAUACUUCAUCAGAGAUUCUUGUUCAGCAGGCCCUCACGAGGAGGUCUCUGGCCAUGGAUCAGGCGAACCUGAUCGAUUUCAGUGUCUCCGACCAAUGGACUCAGCGCUUGAUGAAGGCUCGCAUGCAGACACCUGCGGAGCAUUUUGUCAGGCCCACUUGGAAGCAGCUUGAGUCGGCGGAUCGGCAGCUGUUUGCCGAGCUUCGUGAUAAGACCAGGGCAGGAGUGCAGACCGUCGCAUCGGGUCGCCCGUUGGACACACUUCUGCCAGAUGCGAUGUACAUGAACGAAGAUGUUCCCCAGAAGCCGGAUGCUCCCAAGUGGGAGAGGCCAUCUCCUUACACCAAAGGUGGGGGCAAAGGAAAGAAAGGUAAGCAGAGGUUCAUGACAAGGUUGCCCGCCGGCUUGGAAGGCUGCAGGUCCCACACUAAUCGUGGGGACCCAAUCUGCUUUGCCUUCAACCUGGGAGGCUGCUCGACGAAGGGGCAGAAGUGCGAGAAGGGCUUGCACAUCUGUGCAGCGGCCGGUGCUCCAGAGAGUGUGCAUCAGCCGGCAGCGAGGACAGCACAGGUGGAUGAUCUCCGAGAGGGAGUUCAUCGGCCGAGCAAUGCAUGUGCGGGCGGCUCUCCUCCGAGUGGAGUGGAUUGUCGUCCGCAAUCAGGUGUUGAUCGAGAGGAUCAUCACGUGCACAACGUUGGCUCUCACAGUGCCAUCGCCAGGCCAUCACCAGGUGUGGUGGAGGCCGCACGCAGCAGGUCCCCGAAGCCCCGUGACGGGGCGGAGUCACGGAGCCGCACAGCAGGCUCUACACUUGACGAGGGUCAUGUGAGUGCCACCGAUGUUCUGCGAGUCUUCGAUGGUCUUCCUUCGGAUGCCUUGAAGAGGGGUGCCGAUGCACCUCUCCCAACUUCGAAAUCUUAUGCCACGGGAGCGUAUGUUCUUGGUGGUAAUGUGGGCCUGAAGGCCAAUGCCUCAGCCAACCCGGAGGCGCUCAAAGUCUUUGCAAGGUUUGUGAGACAGCGUGAUGUUCGCACUGAGCGCCAUCGUGAUCAGUGGAAUGCCAACUUGCAUAACUUGGCGAUUGCACUGACUGAAUUCUCAGGUGGAGCCAUCUUUGUGGAGCAUGAAAACGGUCGGGAUGUAUCCGACCUUAAUGGUGCCCGAGGCUCUCGCUUGCAGGUUGCAAAGGGCCCUGUCCGAUUCAAUGCCAGACACAAUUGGCACUACACCGAGGCGUGGCAGGGCCGUAGAGUCUUGCUGGUUGCAUUCACAAUCCGUCAUGUCGAAUCCCUAUGCAAGGAACAUCUUGACUUUCUCCGCGAGUGUCAUGUUGAUGUUCCGGAAUGCGCGCCCGAGGGCGCGCGGUUGGUGCCUGCAGAAGUGUGUGCUCGUCAGCCGCCAUCCUUGACCUCUACUGCAGCUCAGGAGUCGCUUAGGCCCUUGCCCGCUUCGGUUGUCCCCGCCGUUGGCCCUAAGGAACCUGUGAGCGACCCUGCUAGUCCCUUGAAGCCCGGUUCUGCUCUCUAUGUCGAGAUAAAGUGUGGGUCCGGGCUGCUGCCGGCUCGGGUGCGGCGGGACGGAUUCCAAAUCAUAGCGCUUGAACAUUCUCGCCCCGCUGGGCGAGUGCACACUCACCUUGUCCCUGUGGACAUUGAAACUGAGUCGGGUUUCUCCUUUGCGCAGACUGUCAUCAGCCAAGACGCCCCUUUUCACGUGCAUUUCUUUCCUGCGACCAAGGAUUGUUUUAAGGCUACUUUUAGCGCCGGGCAAACCAUUCGCCUCGCCAAACUCUUGCUUGCAUCUGAUUCGCAUUGGAGUGUCUUGCAUCCCCUGGCGUCAGCCCUGUGGAAACAGCUCGACUUGCCCGACAACCUCCAUUGCGUAGACUUCUGUGCAGGUUGCUACGGGGCUCCCUGUCCGGUCAAAAUGCGUCUGUGCACAACCCAGGCCGCGCUGGCUGGCAUGCCGGUGCCAGCAUGUCGUUGUCGCCCCGGGCCCCACGCUGCGGGCUCGCUUGCACCAGAUGUCUUGUACACACCCAAAUUCUGUGAUGUGUUUGCUGGCCUCCUGCAGCUGGCGGUUGGCCAGUCUGGCCUCUUACUUGAGCACGCUGUUCCACUGCAGAGUUCGCGGCAUUCUGCCGUCGCAGCCGCUGGGCGGCAGCCUCGAUUGUCAAAAUUCCAGCCGCAGAUCGCCGAGUUUAAGUGCCAGGCCACGGUCCGUGAGUUCCCGUGGCCCCUUCCUUUGGAUAAUAAAGGCAAUCUCACAUGUGCCGUAGGGUCCAUCCCUCCUGGCUCCCGCCUUCUUCGCGUUGUGUGUGAUCGGGGGGUCGUCGGUGCGAAACAGGUCGGAAGCCUGUCAGGUGUGCCUUCAGCAGUUACCUUUGGCAUUUACCGCACGGAACAAGAGUUUGUGGCUCAGGCAUUGCAUAUCGAUCAUCCCUUCGACUUGUGCGUGGCAGUCCCAGACUUCAUGUUGAGAGCGUUGGCUUUUACCUUGAAAGAGGGCCCGGUUGGUGUGAUGAAACACCGUCUGAAUUUGCUCCAGCAGUGGACUUCUUGGAAACGCGAUUUGGCUGGUGCCGAAGCAAAUCUGCAUGCUGCCAUGGAUCCUGGUGUAGCUUCUGUUAUGAAGGGCAAGAACAUCUUGCUUUUGGAGAAGAUUGCAUCGUCUUUCAGUUGGCCUGACACUGAAGUCUUCGAACACCUCAAGCAUGGGUUUCCUUUAGUGGGGGAGUCGAGUCCUUCUGGCAUCUUCGAUGUGGAUAGAAGACCGGCUCUGAUGACAAGGGCAGAGCUUGUGCAGCAUGCUAAAUUCCUUAGGCCUGCGCUGUGGGCGAAGGUGGCGAACGCGGAGGUGGACGAUUUAGCUCGGGAAGUGUGGGACUCCACACAGCAAGAGAUGCUAGUCAAGGAGUGGCUAACCGGGCCUUACUCGUGGGACGAGCUGCAAGCCCGUCAUCCAGAAGGCUGGCUUCCAGUGCGGAGGUUCGGCAUUGUGCAAAAAGCCAAGACGCGGUCGAUAGACGAUUUGGCCGAGAACUCUGUAAACUGCGCUUAUGCUGUUUCCGAUCGGAUUUCUUUGAGGGCCCUUGAUGAAUUGGUCUGGCUUGCGAUCACCCUCUUUAAGAUCUUCAUUGCAAAAGGCGAGGUGAGCAUCCCUUUGUCGGACGGUGACCAUCUUCGCUUUCCGGUGCAUUCUUUCUGGAGGGCCCUGAAGCCCGAUGCGCUUCAGCCGAGCUUGAAAACAGUGGACUUGAAAAGUGCUUAUAAACAGUUGGCGGUUUCUCCACGAGACCGCUGUCUGAGCAUAGUGGCCAUCAAGGACCCGGUUUCGGGGCUUGCGUUUGGCUUCGAGAGCCGAACCCUUCUGUUUGGGGCCACUUCGUCGGUGGUUUCAUUCAAUCGCGUUGCAAGAUUGCUCCAAAGAGUUCUGAUUGCGUUGCAGGUGCUCGCCUGCAACUACUUCGACGAUUACCCGGUGUUAGAGGUCUUGCCGCUUUGUAACAACACGCAGUCGACUGUCAGAGCCGCGUUGGACCUGCUGGGUUUCGCCUGGGCAGAAGAUAAGGAUCUUCCCUUCAGCCAUGAGGCCGAACUUCUAGGCGUUCGGGUUGACCUUGGUAGCUUUGGGGUAGUUAAGAUUGGGAAUAAGCCCGAACGUGCUACUGCCAUCGCUGAGGCGGUGGACUCCGUCUUGAGUGCGGGCCAUCUUGAUCCGAAGACUCUGCCGUCUUUGUUCGGUCGCCUCCAGUUUGCCGAGGGUCAGCUGCACGGGCGAUUGGGCAGAUUGGCACUGGCCGACCUUAGGGCGUGCACGAUGAGUUCUCAGGCCAAAGCCCUUGAUGCCACGGCUGUGCAGGCCCUUUGUAAUCUUAGGUCCCGGGUUCUUGGGGGUACCCCUAGGAUAGUCCCGGCCUGUGUGGGGUCUCGCCGUUCUGUGAUUUUCACAGAUGGAGCGUACGAGCCGACGAAUGAAACUCACCCCGCCACUGUCGGAGGAGUCUUGUACCAUUUCGACAACGGCGCGUGGUGCACUUUCUUCUUUGCAUGUGCUAUCCCUUUGAGCGUUGUACAGAGCUGGGAGGCUCUCGGGAAAAGGCAUUUGAUAGGCCCAGUUGACAUGUAUGCAGUGGUAUGUGCGAGAGAAGCGUGGUCGAAGCACUUGAACAUGCAGAGGGUGACCAUGUAUGUGGAUCACUCCGGAGUGUUGGCCUCUUUGGUGAAAGGCUCUUCAAAAGACCCUUUGUGGAGGCAACUCUUGCUGAUCUUUGAGAGCUGCGACGCUGAGGCGAUGCUCCCUUGGUUUAGCCGCGUUCCAAGUGCAAGCAACCCGGCCGAUCCUCCUUCGAGAGCUAAGUCAAUCUUUCCAGUCAGGGGGCAGGUGUGCAGAGUGUCGCCUCGAUGCCCGAUCAAAGGCAAUGCCACGAUUGAUCUCCUUCUUAAGUGA
Messenger RNA from Symbiodinium sp. CCMP2592, 6768 nucleotides. NCBI's taxonomy places the organism in Eukaryota, Dinophyceae, Suessiales, Symbiodiniaceae. The record is from the annotation of a GenBank genome assembly.